UAAACGCAUAUAGGUCAGGUCAGUAUCUUUCGAGAUAAGAUUACGAAAUGGAGAAGAUUUUAGUAUUACUGGUGGUUUACAUGUACCAUGCUUUUGCACUCUGUCCGAAUGGGUUCAUCAGACAUGAAGACUCUUGCUAUCAUAUCCUCAGAAUCCAGGCCACAUGGGCAGAGUCAAGGAUGUAUUGCCAUGCAUACGGCGCAAAUUUGGUCAGCAUCGAGACUCGGGGAGAAAACUCAUUUCUGACCCAUUACCUGACCAGCGUUGAUGACCAGUUCCACACAAAGAGGUUUUGGAUUGGAGCAAACGACAUAGCGGAAACCGGAACCUAUGUUUGGGAGGGGACACAAGCUCGCCUGGACUCAGGAUUCACGAACUACUAUCACGGAUCCCCGGACAACGGGGGAGACGACUCUGAGGAGCAUUGUAUGGAGCUCACGGAGGAUUACAACUAUCAGUGGAAUGACAAUGAAUGCGAUAAUAAAUAUUACCCCAUCUGUGAGAAAAACGGAAUAGAGACGAAUCUGGUCAUCGGGUGAAGACGACUAUUUACUUUCUCAGGAUUGUACGGUGCUGAAGUUGAAAUAUAUAUAUAUAUUGCUUUUUCACCUCUUUGCAUU
Ostrea edulis (European flat oyster) is the source of this 620-nucleotide messenger RNA. RefSeq names its product perlucin-like. The transcript is spliced from 5 exons. Gene Ontology annotation, molecular function: signaling receptor activity. Bases 48 to 539 code for a protein of 163 amino acids. The record is from RefSeq and is a predicted model, not a curated record. NCBI's taxonomy places the organism in Eukaryota, Metazoa, Mollusca, Bivalvia, Ostreida, Ostreidae.